Messenger RNA from Plodia interpunctella (Indianmeal moth), 852 nucleotides. Its product is annotated as endoplasmic reticulum membrane protein complex subunit 7-like. Gene Ontology annotation, cellular component: EMC complex. The record is from RefSeq and is a predicted model, not a curated record. The transcript has a single exon. The coding region runs from base 112 to 792 and encodes 226 amino acids. Lineage: Eukaryota; Metazoa; Arthropoda; Insecta; Lepidoptera; Pyralidae. Gene Ontology annotation, molecular function: carbohydrate binding.
GUCACAGUGUACCUAAUGAAGCUCAUUAGUUCAUUGAAUGACCUAAAAAUAUCCUUACGGACAGGACACUAAAUAAGAGAAAUUUAAUUAAAUUGCUAAAACUUUAUAGAAAUGUCACAUCGACUUUUUGUGUUAAUUUUCAUUCUAAAUACUAUUCUCAUCACGGUCUCUUCCGCAGACACUCCUGAAAGUAGAAUGUAUGCGAUUGAAGGAAGAGUGUUUCCUGCUCCACAUCAAGAUAAACUAAACUGGCAAGUACAUAUACGUAUAUCCCUAAAUGGCGGCGAAUAUAUUGGCUUUCUCCGAGACAACGGCACAUUUGUCAUACGUAAUGUACCUAAAGGUUCUUACAUCGUAGAAAUCAUUCAUCCCGACUACAAAUAUGGUCCUGUGCGAGUAGAAAUCAAUUCUAAAGGAAAAUAUCGAGCUCGAAUAGUUGAUUUGAUUCAAACGUCAGAGGUUAUAGUAUUGUCGUAUCCUCUUAAACUUAAGGUAGCUUCGAAGUUGAAUUAUUUUCAAGAACGUGAACAAUGGCGUCUGACUGAUUUCUUGUUCGAUCAUAUGGUAGUCAUGAUGUUGCUGCCUCUAUUGAUUAUCAUGAUCCUGCCGAAGUUAAUGCCUCUGGAGACUCAAGAAGACCUCAAAAAAAUGAGCAAAAUGGCAAAUAUUUCAGACAUACCAGACGUGUCAGAGAUGUUCACAAAUCUUUUUAGCGGCGCAACAGCUAAAUUAUCAAAACCAAAAACAAAAAAGUAUAACAAAUGUACUAUGCAAUCUACGAGUACCUUGUAAUUCUACACUAGAACUUGGAAGGGUAUAUAAAUCACAUGUGACAGAAAUACACGCGUAUUA